Messenger RNA from Protopterus annectens (West African lungfish), 4604 nucleotides. RefSeq names its product calcium/calmodulin-dependent protein kinase type II subunit gamma. Gene Ontology annotation, biological process: protein phosphorylation. Gene Ontology annotation, molecular function: ATP binding; calcium/calmodulin-dependent protein kinase activity; calmodulin binding. The transcript is spliced from 26 exons. The coding region runs from base 138 to 2150 and encodes 670 amino acids. Lineage: Eukaryota; Metazoa; Chordata; Ceratodontiformes; Protopteridae. Gene Ontology annotation, cellular component: neuron projection; cytoplasm. The record is from RefSeq and is a predicted model, not a curated record.
CCACCACUGCUUGUCAGCCGGCCUCAAUCACCCCCCUCCUUUUCAGUUUCUCAGAGGCGCUAGGAGCUGUACCAUAAACCUGAAAAGACAAGCUUCAACAGUAGUCUGCUAGCAGCGGUAGCAGCACUUUGAACGUCAUGGCUACUACUGUAACGUGUACCCGCUUCACAGACGAGUACCAGCUGUACGAAGAGCUCGGAAAGGGUGCCUUUUCUGUAGUGCGCAGAUGUGUAAAGAAAUCCACAGGUCAAGAAUAUGCUGCCAAAAUUAUCAACACCAAAAAGCUGUCAGCCAGAGAUCACCAAAAGUUGGAACGAGAAGCUCGAAUAUGUCGACUUUUAAAGCACCCAAAUAUUGUACGACUCCAUGAUAGUAUCUCAGAAGAAGGCUUCCAUUAUCUCGUCUUUGACUUGGUCACUGGUGGGGAGCUGUUUGAAGAUAUUGUUGCAAGAGAAUACUACAGUGAAGCCGAUGCGAGCCAAUGUAUCCACCAGAUCCUGGAGAGUGUCAACCACAUUCACCAGCAUGACAUUGUGCACAGAGACUUGAAGCCUGAAAAUCUCUUAUUGGCUAGCAAAUGUAAAGGGGCGGCGGUUAAGCUUGCAGAUUUCGGAUUGGCAAUAGAAGUACAAGGAGACCAGCAGGCGUGGUUUGGUUUUGCAGGCACGCCAGGCUACCUGUCUCCUGAAGUUCUAAGAAAAGACCCAUAUGGAAAACCAGUUGACAUCUGGGCAUGUGGUGUAAUUCUGUAUAUAUUACUGGUAGGCUAUCCACCAUUUUGGGAUGAGGACCAGCACAAACUCUAUCAGCAGAUUAAAGCAGGAGCCUAUGAUUUUCCAUCACCAGAGUGGGACACGGUCACUCCAGAGGCUAAGAACCUGAUUAACCAAAUGUUAACCAUCAACCCUGCAAAACGGAUCACAGCAGAACAGGCCCUGAAGCAUCCAUGGGUCUGUCAACGAUCCACUGUGGCCUCUAUGAUGCACAGACAAGAGACAGUCGAAUGUUUGAGAAAGUUCAAUGCCAGGAGAAAACUAAAGGGGGCAAUCCUCACUACAAUGCUAGUAUCAAGGAACUUUUCAGUUGGCAGGCAGAGCACCAGCCCCGCUUCCACUGCCACGAGUGCUGCUGGCCUGGCUGAGCAAGCAGCAAAGAGUUUACUUAACAAGAAAACGGAUGGUGUGAAGAAAAGGAAGUCGGGCUCCAGUGUCCAUUUAAUGCCACAGGCAAACAACAAAAACAGCAUAGUGAGCCCUCCAAAAGAACCCGUCCCGUCACCGACACCAAUGGAACCUCAAACAACAGUAGUUCACAACCCAGCAGAUGGUAUUAAGGAAUCUACUGAGAGCUGUAACAUGACCACAGAGGAUGAAGAUAUUAAAGUGCCUGCCAGUAGCAUUGGUGAGGAGAACAGUGGAAGGGUUCGAAGAGGAAGCCUCCCCCUGACAGAAUCUAUGCCAUCGGAACCAACUCUCUGUCGUGCGGCCUCUACACAAUUGUGUGAAACGAAAACUACUGCCUGGGAUAGCCCAGCGCAGACAAUCACAUUAGAGCAUGCCCAGCCUGUGUUGGCACUAACUCCAGUCAGUCCCCUGGCUGAAGGCAACGUAAAACCUCCUGUUGCUGAUAGAAGUUUGCCUGAGACUAAGAAUGUUGAGCAGUCACCUGCUGUACAGAGCUCACCUGCUGAUGAUAGAAGUUUGCCUGAGACUAAGAAUGUUGUGCAAUCUCCUGCCGUGCAGAGCUUACGCAAGCAAGACAUCAUUAAGAUCACAGAGCAACUGAUUGAAGCAGUGAACAAUGGAGACUUUGAUGCUUACACGAAGAUCUGUGAUCCUGCUUUAACUUCAUUCGAACCAGAAGCUCUGGGAAACCUAGUGGAAGGCAUGGACUUUCACAAGUUUUACUUUGAAAACUUGUUAUCAAAGAACAGCAAACCAAUCCACACGACCAUCCUGAACCCACAUGUGCACUUGAUUGGUGAUGAUGCAGCCUGCAUUGCUUACAUCCGUCUGACACAGUACAUUGACAGCCAGGGUCGACCCAGAAGCAUGCAGUCAGAAGAGACGCGUGUCUGGCACCGUCGAGAUGGAAAAUGGCUGAAUGUACAUUUCCACUGCUCAGGAGCACCGGCUGCACCACUUCAGUGAGUACUUUGCACAGCUUGGGAGAUGUUAAAGCGGGAGAAUCUUCUUCUCAUCCAGCGCCACCAGAGCGCCGAGAAUCAGUGAAAGUGACGUCUUGAAGUUUAAAAUUUAAAAAAUUAAAAAAACGGCAGCGGCCAUGCACGAAACCCUGCAUGCGUCUGAUGUUUUUGGUGGCUGCCUCCUCUAUGUUGUUUUCUAUGGAUCCAUCGUGUCUGUUUCUGCUGUAUGAAGGUGUUGAAAAAAAAUUACGCAAGAAAGGACAAGAAGUGGCUACAGUUUGAAAACCUGGAAACCAGAAAAAAAAUCUAAUUUGCUUUUGUGCAACAGCAGUUAUUGCCACUUAAAAAUAUUGACAGAUGAAUGAAUACUUAAACAUAAGAAGCACCAGACUGUCUGAAGAUUUAAAAUCAAGAACUGUAUAUUAAAAGAACAAGAGGUCAAAUACUGAAGUGGUGCUUUCUUUUUCCUCUCUUUUUUUCUGUCUCUCGAACUCUGUCAAUCUCUCUUUCAGUCAAGAAGGUUGAACAUUGUACUGCAUUAAAACAGAGCUGUAAAAUUAGUGUAAUGUAAUAGGUACAUUGGGAAACCGGACAUGUAACAUAUAAGUCACAGCUGAGCAUUCAUCGCAAGUUUUAAGAGUUUUUAUGAUCAGCUGUUACUGCUGUAGGCUUUUCAGGAGGAUACUGGCCACUUAACUGCUGGUGUUAUAUCCCAGAGUUAACCGGAAACAAAUGAUGUAAUAAGAGGUUUACAACUACACAGCUUUCUUAAGUGGUGUAGCUACUGUUGAGACUGCUUAGGGGAUGGUGAACACUGAAGCCGUCAUGAUUAUAAGGUAUCUGAAGUUGUGGAAAUACAGAUUGCCUGAGGCUUAGCAGAUGACUGUUAAAAAAUGCAUCAGAGCCCCAAGUACAUCUGAUUGGCUGGUGCUAAGCUUCCCAGAAGUGUAUAAAACAUUAUUCUCCUCACUGACUUCUAGUAUUAAUUUGUUUCCUUAACAUCUAUAUAUAUUAUAUAUAUGAUAUAUAAAUAUGUAAAAGUAAGGCUGCAAUCCCUUUAGGAAUAGUAAAUACAUGCUGUACACAUGCACGCUAACAGAGCAAUUAGUCUGUCCUUCUUUUAUUGAUGUCUGCUGAUAAAAUAGCUUAGAUUUUAUUUUAAAGUUGGAAUGAUUUAAAAGACCGAGGGUAUAGAUUUGAUUCAGUGAAUAUUUGGGGGGAAGGUGUUACGGUUCCAGCAAAUCCGUCCUUCCUUUUGUUAUGCAUCUAAACAAGCAUUGUUGUACACUUCUGUGGAUCAGUAAUUGCUUUGAGUAACAAAAGACCCGAUUAGCAAAGGCAUGUGGGCUUGACUUCAAAAACAGCUUCUGUUUCCUAGAGGUGGUGGAAACAAAAACCAGAAAAAUUACUUGUAAAAUGGUGCAUACCUGAAGACUGAAUAUCACUGGCUUCUGUCCACAGAUUUGUGUUCAGGCACCUUCUAGCGCCUUCAGAGUCACUGUACUUAAGAUUUUUUAAAUUAACAGAUCUAUAACAAGUUACACAUUGCCUCCCAUGUGUUUUUUUUUUCUAUUCUCAGAACCACCUCUUGUUAAAUUAAUAAAAUGUGUAACUUACCAACAACUUUGUUAAAAAAAAUAGGAGGGAAGUUUGUGACAUUAUUUGGGGAAAAAAAGUCUCCUCCUCCCAUAAUUAAAUUUACAUUGCACUGAAACUGAGUAGAAAUUCAGCCUAUAAAAUCAGGUAAGCGUCAUAAAUGAGUGUUAUUAUUUGGUUUAUAAAGAUUGAAUUGCAUUGUGCUGUUUAACUAUAUUGUACAUCUAAAGUUAUCUGUUGUAUUGAGAAUGUUGCUCAUGAAAUAACAAUAGAAGGGAUGUGAAAAAAACACUAAAUUGAGUGAGUUACACUCAAAGCAACACUAAGCAGGCUAGAAGGAAAACAAAAACUUGUCACUCAAGUAUCUCAUCACGGCCACAUGUGUAAAACAAGAGCAAAAAGAAUAUGCAGUUAUUCUGGGCUUAUGCAUGUCUUCUUAAAGGUUGAUAUUUUUACUGUCUGUGUUUACUUGAUAUAAUAAAACAUAUGUAUUUGGUAAUUGCAUCAUUCAGACGGGUUGAAGAAAACCUCAGUCUUCAAAAUGAGGAAUGUUUGCUGAUUUAAUUUAAUGAGGAAUUUUUAGCUUGGUAUGAUAAGGACAUGUUACCAAUCAUGUACGCAUUCAAAAAUUAUUGCAUUGUUACUGUUUAUCUUAUGGGGCUAUUAUUUAAUAAACACACGUUUUAAACAACAAAAGACAAAAAAAGCAUUUGACGCUGGACUUUUGCAUGAUGUUAUCUUAGGACUUGAAAAAAAAAAUCUUACCCAGUGUUUGUUUGUUAUGAAUGUUGGUAAUUCUUCAUAGCUUUGUUACAAUGGGACUUGAUCUGAAAGUGUUUAAUAAAAUAACAUUUCAACAGUG